UCUGGAGAGAAUCAGAAACCUCCAGAUCAUAUCCCUCUUUUGUGCUCAUAUAUAAUCUCCCCCAGUCUCAUCACUUGGUGUACAUCUCUCUAUCUCUUCCUCUCUUGAGUCUUCUUCUGAAAUUAGCUAGCUACCUGAUCAAAAAGAAGAGAAAAGAAAAGAUGGGUAUGGUGGUGGUGAUCUCUCUGCCUUUUAUUCUGUUCACCAUACUGCUUGGUUUCGGGUGUUACUUCUUCGGAAGAGCGAGAGGCCGAAAGGAGGCGAUGACAAGUCCUCAAGUUUAUGGGGUGCCAACUCCACCACCAGGAGCUAAUAGCACUUCACACCCUUCAUCUCCUCAGCCACAUCCUUAUUUCAAACCAGACAACUCUGCCAAUGUUUAAACCUUCCUCUGUUCUUCAUCAAGCUAUAUAUUAUAUCUUGUGCUGUCCUUAGAAAAUGUGUGGUUUCUGUUGCUAAUUUAUUUUGUGUGAAUUUUUUAGCUAUGAUACUAGAAAGGGGGUGAAUCCCCCAAUUGAGCAUGUGGAUAAGUGGAUUGUUGUAUAUCUAUUUGUUGUGACUUGAAUCAAUAAGUGAUGGAAAAUUCAUUC
Messenger RNA from Rosa rugosa (rugosa rose), 590 nucleotides. RefSeq lists its product as uncharacterized. Bases 162 to 383 code for a protein of 73 amino acids. The transcript has a single exon. Lineage: Eukaryota; Viridiplantae; Streptophyta; Magnoliopsida; Rosales; Rosaceae. The record is from RefSeq and is a predicted model, not a curated record.